Messenger RNA from Vitrella brassicaformis, 2092 nucleotides. The record is from the annotation of a GenBank genome assembly. NCBI's taxonomy places the organism in Eukaryota, Vitrellaceae.
CGUCUCUCGAAGAACCACUCGGACACGACACCCAGCGAGAGGACGGACAGCGCAAGCCCCCCGGUGUUUUGUGCGGUGAAAAGGCCUCCGUCUCGCUUUGUUGAGCCCCUCGACGCUUUCCGAACAACGGCCCCUCAUCUGUUCUCGCCGCCUGGUCCGCUGUGAAGCCCCGUUGUCACCAUGGCAGCCAUCGACAUCGACGUGGACUCAGUCAUGUGAGACACACACGUGUGCAGGCAGGGUGGGGAGUGAGUGGACCCCUCUGGACGGCUGUUUCUAUGAUGUGUUGAUAUAUCAGUGACAAGUUGCUGGAGGUGCGUGGCGCGAGGCCAGGGAAGCCCGUCCAGCUGACAGGUGCGCACCGCACACACACCACAGACGGCUGUGGGUAAGUGAGGUGAGGAGCUGCUGGCUGACCGACGCUUUGCUUUGUGCUCGUGUCUUCAUGUCGGGUGAUUGAUUGCCCCAUCAAUAUAUCAGAGGCUGAGGUUCGUGGGCUGUGCAUGAAGGCUCGCGAGGUGUUUCUGUUCCAGCCGGCGUUGCUGGAGUUGGAGGCGCCUAUCAAGAUCUGUGGGGACAUCCAUGGUCAGUACUACGACCUGCUGCGGCUGUUCGAGUACGGUGGCUUCCCCCCGGAGGCCAACUACCUCUUCCUCGGAGACUACGUCGACCGUGGCAAACAGUCGCUGGAAACCAUAUGCCUCCUGCUCUCCUACAAGAUCAAAUUCCCAGAGGUCCGCACGCGACGCCUCGCCAAACAAAACAAGGGGCGUCACGUCAGAGGGAUGUCUGUCUGUCUGUCUGUGUUCUGUGUGUUUGUGUCUGUCUCUGUCUCGGUAGAAUUUCUUCUUGUUGCGGGGCAACCACGAGUGCGCGUCGAUCAACCGGAUCUACGGCUUCUACGACGAGUGCAAGCGGCGCUACAACGUCAAGCUGUGGAAGACCUUCACGGACUGCUUCAACUGCAUGCCCGUGGCAGCUGUCAUCGACGAGAAGAUCUUCUGCAUGCACGGCGGCCUCUCCCCCGAGCUCAACAACAUGGAGCAGAUCCGCCGGAUCGUCCGCCCCACCGACAUACCCGACUCAGGGCUGCUGUGCGAUCUGCUGUGGGCCGAUCCCGAGAAGGAGAUCAACGGAUGGCAGGAGAACGACCGGGGCGUCUCGUACACCUUCGGUGCGGACGUGGUGCAGAACUUCCUGAGAAAACACGACAUGGACCUGGUGUGCCGGGCACACCAGGUGGUCGAGGACGGCUACGAGUUCGCGGCCAAGCGGCAGCUGGUGACCCUGUUCUCCGCUCCCAACUACUGCGGCGAGUUCGACAACGCAGGCGCAAUGAUGAGCGUCGACGAGACACUCAUGUGCUCGUUCCAGAUACUCAAACCAGUUGACAAAAAGAAGUUCAGGUAGUGGGUGGGUUGGUGAGUGGUUGACCGGGGGGCGGGGGGCGGGGAGGGGGGACGUGCGGGGGGCCGGGGUGUGUGUAUGUGUAUAUGUGUGGGCGAACGUGCGAGUGGAUGGAUGCAGGAAGGGAAGGGGGAGUGAGUGAGUAAAGUUCGUGCAUUCUUCAGUGAGUGGUGGAGGCCAAAAUGGCUGGCUGGCUGUCUCUCUCUCUCUCUCUCUCUUGUCUGGGCUGAGCUGGCAGGGUGGUCGGGUCGUCUGUCUGUUGGUUGACAUUGAUUACAUUGCUUUGCUUUCGGCAGGCAGGCAGGCAGCCUACCUGCCCGCCUGCCUCUUUUCGGUCCCUCGUCUGGUCUGUACCACUCACUCACUAUUAUCAUUUUUGCCCGCCGUCCCGCCCCAUCCCUCAUCCUCAUCCAUCCAUCCAUCUCGCUGGCCAGCCAGCUGCAUGGGCGGCAGGUGGUGGGUCUGGUCGGGUGGAUGCGUACGUGUGUGUGUGGUGUGGUGGGUAGGCACUGAGGACACUCCCUCUCUCUCUCGCUCGGAAAUAGAAGGAAUGAAUCAAUGGGUGGGUGGAUGGACGGACGGUAACGAUCGGCUGCGACGGGUGUCUCCCUUGUAUGGGCUGGUUUGUGGUGCAUGUGGACACAGCUUGAUCGAGCGUUGCGUUGGUGCUUCAAUUCAAUCAGUG